CAUUAAACCCUUUUCAAAAUUUUGUUUCUUUUGAUGGUUUUUGGGGUCUGUUGUAUUUCCGUGCUUUCUGGUUCUAAUUCUUUAUUCUUGAUUGCUAAAAAUGGAGAAGAUGGGAGAUUUGGAGCCGAAGAAUCUGCUUAAUGAGUUGAUACAAGGAAGGGAGUUAGCUAAGCAGCUUCAAUUUCAUCUCAAUGCUCCGACUUCUUCCAAAGAAAGCCGGGAAUUACUGCUCCAGAGGAUCCUGGUUUCAUAUGAGAAGGCUCUUUCAAUUCUCAUGAACUGCGGUACCUCGGCGGCUGCAGAAGUGCAGCCGACAGGGCCAAUCAGAAUGGUUGAAUCUCCGCCUUCCCCUCGGAGUGAGGACUCCGAUCGUGAUGUCAAGGAUUCAGAAGCCAAAGAUACCCCCAAGAAAAGGAAGACUUUGCCAAGGUGGACACAACUUGUACCAGUGACAUCUGGUACAGGACUAGAGUCACCUCUUGAUGAUGGCUUUAGUUGGAGGAAAUAUGGACAGAAAGAUAUUCUCGGAGCUAGAUAUCCUAGGGGCUACUACAGAUGCUCCCAUAGGAAUGUGCAAGGUUGCUUGGCUACAAAGCAAGUGCAAAGAUCCGAUGAAGAUCCAACGAUCUUCGAGAUUACUUAUCGUGGAAGGCAUACUUGCACUCAAGCCCCCUCUUCAUCCCAAAUCCCUCCCACGUCAUCCCCCAGAAAACAAGAUCAAGACACUCAUUUAGUAAACCCCCAGCAACUCAACCAGCAACAGUCACAGAAUGAUUUACUGUUGAACUUUCAGAAAGAGCUUCGAGUUGUAACAGAAAACUUAGACAUUCCCCAGUCGCAUCCUUAUUCCUCAUUCCCUUUUCCAUCCACAUCAAAUAUAGAGGCAGAGAAUGCCUUAAUUUCGUCUUCAGUGAUGGGACACUUUUCUCCUUCCUUUACAUCGCCUGGGGCAUCCGGGACCGGGACUAAUUAUUUUCAGAUUGGAGACGAGGGGAUGACUGGUGUUCAAGGGAGCCUGAAUUUUCAGAGUUCUAACUCUGAGAUUACUGACCUCAUCUCGGCUACCACUUCCACAACAAAUUCUCCCACGGUUGGGUUGGGUUUCCCAUAUGGUAAUGUCGAAUUCGGAGACCCCAACUUCUCAUUUAACAAUUCUGGUUUCUUCCCUUAGUCAACACAUUCCACAAAGGAUCUCUGUAGCUUCAAGAAAAUGUAACAGUAUCCUCUUUUUUUUUUUGUAAGAGAAAUAAGUUUUCCUUUUUCCCUUCUACUUUUGGGUCUGCAAUAAUUUUAGAAAUUUUUGUUUUAACUGAAAGCUAUUAAUGUCAAUAUCUUAAGAGAUAGGAUACGGAUUUUUCUAGGAGCAAUAAUAUGCAAACAAUUUA
This is a messenger RNA of Rubroshorea leprosula, 1385 nucleotides long. The record is from the annotation of a GenBank genome assembly. NCBI's taxonomy places the organism in Eukaryota, Viridiplantae, Streptophyta, Magnoliopsida, Malvales, Dipterocarpaceae.